Zea mays is the source of this 1256-nucleotide messenger RNA. Its product is annotated as peroxidase 5. The coding region runs from base 94 to 738 and encodes 214 amino acids. The record is from RefSeq and is a predicted model, not a curated record. Lineage: Eukaryota; Viridiplantae; Streptophyta; Magnoliopsida; Poales; Poaceae. The transcript has a single exon. Gene Ontology annotation, biological process: hydrogen peroxide catabolic process; response to oxidative stress. Gene Ontology annotation, molecular function: heme binding; peroxidase activity.
UUUAUAAAUAGAUCAGUGCCAUAUUCUUCCUCAUCAGCUUCAAUUCUCAGACACACAGCAAAAGCAAAGCAGCUUCCAUCGUCCACCUCCACCAUGGGGUCGGCGGCUUGGCUGGCAACGACAGUCGUCUUGGCGGCGCUCGCGGCCGCCGCCUCCUCGGUGGCGGUGGCGCACGCCUGGCCACCACCGGCGGAACUGGAGGUCGGCUUCUACAAGCACUCGUGCCCGCAGGCCGAGGAGAUCGUGCGCAACGCCGUCCAGCGCGGCCUGGCCCGGGAUUCGGGCGUCGGCGCGGGGCUCGUCCGCAUGCACUUCCACGACUGCUUCGUGCGCGGCUGCGACGGCUCCAUCCUCCUGGACUCCAUGCCGGGCAACGUGGCCGAGAAGGACUCCGUGGCGAACAACCCCAGCAUGCGCGGCUUCGACGUGGUGGACGACGCCAAGGCCGUCCUCGAGGCGCACUGCCCGCGCACCGUCUCCUGCGCCGACGUCGUGGCGUUCGCGGCCCACGACGGCGCCCACCUCGCCGGCGGCAUCGACUACGCCGUCCCCUCGGGCCGCCGCGACGGCCGCGUGUCCCGAGCCGACGAGGUGCUCGUCGACAACGUCCCGGCCCCGACCGACGACGUCGCCGAGCUCGUCGAGAGCUUCCGGCGCAAGGGGCUCUCCGCCGACGACAUGGUCACGCUCUCCGGCGCGCACACCAUCGGCCGCUCCCACUGCUCCUCCUUCACGUAGCGCCUCUACAACUUCAGCGGCCAGCUGGGGCGGACCGACCCGUCCCUCGACCCGGCCUACGCCGAGCACCUUAGGCACCGCUGCCCGUGGCCGUCCAGCGACGGCCAGAUGGACCCCACCGUGGUGCCCCUCGACCCGGUCACGCCGGCGACCUUCGACACCCAGUACUUCGAGAACGUCCUGGCGCACAGGGUCCUCUUCGUCUCCGACAGUACGCUGCUCCACAACCCCUGGACGGCCGGGAUCGUCCACUUCAACGCCGCGGUCGACAAGGCGUGGCAGGUCAAGUUCGCCCAGGCCAUGGUCAAGAUGGGCAAGGUCCAGGUGCUCACCGGCGACGAGGGAGAGAUCAGAGAGAAGUGCUUCGUCGUCAACCCACACUACUAGCUAACCAACUUUCUAGCAGUUGCGGCUCCAUUAUUUGUAAAGGGUAAUCCUAGUAGCCAAAAUUUCAUAUAUAAUGCGGUAAAGUUUAAUAGAAAUUUGACAUAUAUAACUAUAUGUUAAUUAAAUUGUAA